This is a messenger RNA of Caenorhabditis angaria, 5238 nucleotides long. The record is from the annotation of a GenBank genome assembly. Lineage: Eukaryota; Metazoa; Nematoda; Chromadorea; Rhabditida; Rhabditidae.
AUGUCGGCGCCACCAUUGAUAAUGAAGAGAAUAAAAAACGAGUCGCCUCACUUGCCGUGCACAUCGUCGCCAGAUCAAGUCAUCGAACACGCCGCCGAUCCGAUUGGAAGCGAAACGCUGAUCUUGCAACCGACGCAGCCGCAACACACUUCUCCGGAAAUGGACGAAUUUGCAAAAUAUCUUCAAAGUGUUGCGCAGACGAGUGGAAAUGAUGAAAAUGGUGCGCAACAUUUCUCGCCAAAUGGAUUUUCGCAUGUAUAUACAACUGCUACUAAUCGAGAAAAACCUGUUAUUGGUGUGUAUUUUUUCGAAUUUGUUUUUUUGUUUGAUGACUUUUUGGGUCCCCCGUGUGCAUUCUAGAAAACAUAGUUUAUCUGAUAAAUUUGGACUCGCUGAUAAUGAAUUCGUUUUGUUAUCAGUGGAUCCAAUCUUAUCGCUAACACUAUUUUUAAUGUUAAAAAAAUGUGAAAGCAUGCUAUAUAGCUUGAAGUUUCUUGGUAUCUGAAAUUCUGAAACUUUUCGGCGUUUUUUGGUUUCGUUCAUAUCGCUAGACUUGAAUUUGGCUAAAUCUGAGGCAUUGCCACGUCAUAGCUCAGAUUUUGUAAAUUUUCAGAUCUAGAGACUUUCACUAGAAGUACGAGAACCGAGAAAUGCCAAAAAAUUGCAGAAUUUCAGAUCUUAGAGGUGGAAAAGCUAAAUUUCUUAAUUUUUACAUUAUCAGAAUCUCCCGGUCUUGAAAUUCUGCAGUUUUUGGGUCUAAGUUCUCAAAAAUUGCAAAAGCUCUGAUGUAAAAAAUUUCGGGGAAACGAAUUUGAUUUUCAUGCUGAAAUCAAGCUUUUCCACUCAAACCAUCCUCGUUUUUUGCAGUCUCUGCACAAAUAGAAGUGAUACCGUGUAAAGUAUGCGGUGACAAAUCGUCCGGCGUUCACUAUGGAGUUAUCACGUGUGAAGGAUGUAAAGGAUUUUUUAGACGUAGUCAAUCAUCGAUUGUCAAUUAUCAGUGUCCUAGGCAAAAGAAUUGUGUUGUAGAUCGGUGAGUUUUUUUUUGAAAUCGCGAUUUUUUUGGUGGGAAAAAAGAAAAAUGAUCUAUUUAUGAAUCUGUUUUCAGCUAAAUUUUAUUUUAAAAAAUUUAAAUUUUCACAUUGAAACGUUUCAAUUCUUCUGUAAACUCUGCGAAAUCCUUGAAUGUUCAAUUUUUUGAGUAAAAAACUGAUUCCUACACGAAUGUCUUCCUGUUUUCAUAUGAAAUCCUAUUGAAAAUCUCAUUGUUUUGCAGUGUAAAUCGAAAUAGAUGUCAAUAUUGUCGACUAAAAAAGUGCAUCGAAUUGGGAAUGUCGCGAGAUGCCGUGAAAUUCGGAAGAAUGUCGAAAAAGCAGCGAGAAAAAGUGGAAGAUGAGGUGGGUUUUUUGUUUUUGUUGUUUGAGAUUUUCAGUGUUGUUGAGAAGAGUUUGUUGGGGGAAAAUUGGAUUUUUCGGUGAAAAUGCAAUUUCAGAUAUCGGAUUUAAAUAUGUUUUUGGACUUAAAAUUUAUGGAAAAUGUGAUUUCCAGAUAUUUUUUGACCGAAAACUUAUUUUAAAUCUGAAUUUUUGACUAGAAGUUUCAUGUUUGUUCUUUUUAGCACAGAAAAAUCUCAUUUUCAGAUAUUUUUAAACCAAAGAUCACCUGAAAUUCAACUUUUCCCCCAACUUAUUCUCUCUUAUGUUUUGUCCUUGUCUGUAUUAUUGGAUAUUCCUAUGUAUAUUUGUAGUAUUUUUGAAAACUGCGAGGGAAAAAUUGAGAGAUUUGAGAGAAAAUACAGUAUGUGUGUGUUGUAUAUGUUUUGUUUUGUUUUUGUGUGUGUGGUACGGUUAUGGUCAGCUGACCUUGGGGAUUUUGAUGGAUGAAGAAAAUUGCGAAUGAAUUUUGAGAGAUGAGGAUUUGAGGGGGGACUUUGAAAUUUGAAUUGAAUUUGAGACUUUUUGCAUGACACUUUCGGGGUUAUUUUUAAUUUUGCAUGUUUUUUGGCUGGAAAUUUCUGGAUGAAAAUUCCAGAUGGCAAAGAAAUUUCAGAUAUUUUCGAAAAAUUCUUGAAAUUUUGAAGAAAAAAAUUUCCACGAAUAAUUCUAAAACAUUUUUAAGCUUGUAACUAAUUCUGCAUGAUUUUCAUCACUAACAAACUGUUUUUAAAAAAAUCUUGAAAUUUAAAACACGUGGCGAAAACUUGGAAUUUUCAGAAAAUAUUCGAAGUUUUCCGAAGUUCUAAAUUUUUCAAUUAAAGUUGCAUGUUUUUCGUUUUUUUUUUGUCCGUCCACUAACCUGCAUGUUCUUUUUUACUAACUUAGCCUAACUAACUACCUUAUUUUGCACUUUUUAGUUUUUUUUUUCCCAUAAGAUUGUUAUCUUUUCAAUUCUAACACCAUUUUUAAUGUAUGUGCUAGUUGCUUGUCACUUUUUUUGUGUCUCUAAUUUUGGUCAGUCAGCAGCCUUUUACUAAUUUAUAGCCGCACAACAUGUCUUCUUCUUCAUCUUCUUCUCCUCCUUCUACAAUGCCAUUGAUUGAAAAGAUUAAGGUUGAGAUAGCCGGUGAGAAAAAGGUUCGCUUUUUGCUUUUUUUUGGUUAAACUAACUUGGUGAAGGGAAAACACUGUGCACUUUUUUUUGGUUUUUUUGGUGGAGGAAAAAUAGGGGGAAUGAUCUGAUACAGUAAUCAGGGGGUACUGUGGAUUUUGAGGGGUGAAAAUUAUAUACAAAGUUGAAGAAUAGUAGCCUAGGCGAAAAAAUACUGUUAUUAUUUAGAAUUACAUUUCGAUUACUGUUGAUCAAAUUUUGGUGCGGAUAGACUAGAGGCAAUGAAAUCAAAUAUUCUCAAAUUGCAAAAAAUAUAAUAAAAAUUUUGAAACAUAUUUUUUCGGGAAAUUUUUAUAUGUGGAAAAAUGUUGAUUUUUGGUAUAAAAAAUUCAGAGAAUCAAAUAAAAAUUGUUUUUUCACUUAAAAAUGUUCAAAUUAAAUUCUUCAGGUUCGAAUGCACAAACAAUUAGCAGAAGCGAGUGGAAUGAGUUAUCAAUCACUAUAUGGUGAUUAUUCGCCUCCACCAUCGCAUCCAAAUUAUUGUUUCGAUCAAAGUAUAUAUAGUCAUUAUGCGGCUGCCACAUCAACAAAUGGUGGAACAUCAACACCAAAUGGAUAUCCGUUGACUGUAAAUGCAGCUGCAGCUGCACCAGUUACACCAAUUUCACAAUAUGGUGGAGGUGCCACGUCGGCUGGAUCGGCGAAUAGUUCAAAUGGUGGAAGUGUUGGCGGAGGAGCGAGUGGAGAUAGUGUGGCUGGAAAUGGACCAGGAGCUGGAUAUGUUGCACAUCAGGGUGAGUAUUGAGGGGGAAAUUGAGGAAUUUUGAGCAAAAACUGGUUUCUGGACGAUUUUCGAUCAAGAAAAUGUGAAAUUUUGUCCAAACUGUUGAUCUAUCUGUUUAAAACCAAAUUUUCGCCACGUGGAAUUUGGAAGAAUUUUUUCGUCAAAAUUAAAUAUCCAAACAAACAAAACAACCAACUUUUCUGGGCGGCCCUCAUUUUUUGUCUCGAAUUUUCAUUUCCACGUGGAUUUUUGGCCUUCUCAACAUAUCUAAAUGAACCCCUUAACUUUGUUUUUGUUUCAGCAUCGGGCGGUAGUUUUCCAUCUCCGCAAGUUCCCGAAGAUGAUACGGUAGCACGAGUGAUCAAUUCAUUCGAACAACAACAUCAUCUUUAUCGAACCACCCACGAUGUUUGUGAUGUGGAUUUGAAUCGAAUUAGUAGUUUGGUGAGUUGCAAUUAUUUUUGGAUGGGUGCUUGAAAGCUGUAUUUUUCACCUGAAACGCUAGAUUUUCACCAUAAAUCAUCUUGAAAAAGAAUUUUGUUGAAUUUACCCUAUUUUUCACUUUAUUUCAACUAGACUUCAAAAUCACCUAGAUUCAUCCUAACAUACCCUAUUUUAUCAUCCCUUUUACCCUGACUUAUCCUAACUCUUAUCUUUCAUUUUUCAGUCACGUGGUGAUGGUUGGGAACUAUUUGCCCACGAACUCAAUCCUCUAAUUCAAUCAAUAAUCGAAUUCGCCAAAUGUGUCGACGGUUUUAUGACUCUUCCACAAGAAACACAAAUUCAAUUGCUGAAAGGCAGUGUAUUUGAAUUGUCGCUGAUAUUUGCAGCCAUGCAUUAUAAUAUGGAAACACAGGCUGUGUGUGGAGAUCGAACCAAUUUGCCGUUUUCGUGUUUGUCAGCUGAGGAUCCUAUCGAGGUUUGUGGAUUUUCGUGACAAUUUGGGGACCGCGAGUUUUGAAUUGAGCCGUUGGCAUCUGAGCCGAAACAAGCUCCGAAAGUUUUUUUAGAUUCUGAACGCUUCAAGCGAUUUCUCACACUGAAAGUUCAGAAUUUCCAGUAUUUUCAAACGGAAAAGCUGAAAUCCACGUGUCAAAAUUUAUUAAAACUUUUAAUUCCCAACUUUUCAUUCAUGAAAAAUUUGAGAAAAUCUGAAAAUUUCGAAUUUUUGCUACGUGGAAAUUGUUCAUCAGAAGUUGUUUAAAUUUGAAUUUUAGAACCAGAAAUUUCCAUGUUUUUGUCACGCGGAAAUUACUUCAUUCAUGAUUUUCAUGAAUAUUUUUGAGAGACCAAGAAAAUCGUUGAAUUUCUAAAAUCCACGUGUCAAUUCAAAAUUCUCACGUUCUAUUUUUGCAGAUGCAACUAAUCAACGAUGUUCAUACAACCCUCCACGAUAUUGCCUCUCUUCAACCAAAUGUUGCCGAAUUAGCUCUUCUCGCCGCAUGCCUUUUACUCGAACUAACAUCUACACCAAUUGCUGCAACAGCAAUACUCGGAAGUGCCGAAAUGACAGUCACAGUAACCGCUGAUAUUUUACGCAACUCGUUACAUCAAUUAAUUGCAUCGCGAUUGGGAUGUUUGGAUACGACAAUUGGACGAGUUCAGGAAAUUGAACAACGUAUUCGACAGACUGCCAGGUUGCAUUUGCAGGUUUGUGUUUUUGACGGGUGAAAAUUGUGAUUGAGAAAAAAAUACUUAAUUUUGUCCUUGUGGUUUUUAAGCGAAAUUCGGAGAUUUUCUGAUAUUUUUGAUAGAAAAUCCGACCAGAAAGUUGACUUUCGUAGUUUUUCUCUCAAAAUCUUCAAUUUUUUCAGGCUCUUCAACGAUUCCGCGAACUCGAUCCAGUCUCAUCUGAAAGACUUCCAGCACUUUACAAGGAACUAUUCACAGCCGAUCAAAUUUGCUGA